AUGGAUAUAAAAUCCACUAAAACCUUAAAAGAGGAAAAAGGGUUCUCACAGGUUAUGACGAUCGGGGCGAGUGAUGGUGGUAGUGCUCGUCCACGCGGCGGCGACAAGAUCGGAGAGAUCAGAAAACCACUCAAGCCACCUCCCAACAAUCUCUCUUCUCAGUCAUCCACAAUCGGAAGUGGCCAAGAAUGGGAAUCGCGGACCAAACACAACAAAAGAAAACCAUAUUUUCAGAUGGAGACUGGUUUCGGGGGUUUUUCCGCCGAACACGAUCGUUAUCGUUGGUUUUUUUACGUCGUUUAUGGAAAAGGGCAAAGGCAAAAGACCCCACAAAAAGGAUGA
Molecule: messenger RNA, 342 nt
Organism: Striga asiatica
Lineage: Eukaryota; Viridiplantae; Streptophyta; Magnoliopsida; Lamiales; Orobanchaceae
Source: the annotation of a GenBank genome assembly